CCGCUACGGCCGCGUCAAAGUAGAGCUGCGCGGGCUGGUGGAGGCGCGUGCCGGCCGCUGGAGGUCGGAUCGCGGGCUGCCUCCGCCACGCACGUGCAGCAGCUGCAGUGCUCUGAGCAUCCGCCCCGCCGCUUUGUUGCCUGUGGGCCGCCGGCACCAUGCACACGCCGGGCUCCGUGGGUUCCGGCGAGGCGCGCGCGGUUGACAUCGUGGACAUCUGUGAGUCCAUCCUGGAGAGGAAGUGGCAGGACAGCGAAAGGUCCACCUGCAGCACCUUGGAACAGAACGACAUCGAAGCUGUCGAGGCUCUCGUCUGCAUGAGCUCCUGGGGGCACAGGUCCCAGAAGGGUGACCCAUUAAAGAUAAGGCCCCUCACACCUGUGUCUGACUCUGGGGAUGUCGCCUCCUCCGUGCAUGUAGACGAAGGUACACCCGAGCUGCUGAAGGACUUCCAUUCUCUGUCCACGCUGUGCAUGACUCCUCCUCAUAGCCCUGAUCUCAUGGAGCCAUCGACGGGGACAGUGGUUCCUUCCCAAGUCACCGACCCCAAAGCACACGUGGUCACGGCCACCCCCACAGCCUGUGCUGGGGCAGCCCGCUUGCAGGACAGGAGGGAGGGGAGGAGCCUGCCUGCUGCGAAGUCAGAGCUGGGGGAGCCGGCCCCCCGCACCCCCUGCAGGGCUGUGGUGACCACGGCGCCCCCUGCUGCUGCCCACGUUCCUACCAUCGAGACUCAAGCACGCCAGCUUUCCGACAACAGAGCGGGAGACGCACGGCGUGUGGGACUUACUGGAGCUUUGCAGGGUGCCCACCUCAGAGACAGUUUACCCAGUGUGAGCUCAGGGUCCUGUCCGCCUUGCUUGAAUAAGUCUGGCGACCUCAUCUCCCCUAACAAAGGCCAGCAGGCAGGCUGGCCAGUUGCAGUUCAAACCUGCUCACCAAAGAUUCAUGAAAAUGACUUGCCAGGGAAAGCCACCCCUCUGAUUUCUGUCCCUAUCCCCAGCACCCCUGUCCUUUGCCAGAUGAUCCCUGUGACCGGACAGAGUGGCAUGUUACCAGCGUUUUUGAAGCCGCCUCCCCAAGCACCCACCGGGACGGUCGCACCCAUCCUGCCCCCCGCUGCUCCAGGGCCCCAGCCCGUGUUCGUGGGACCGUCCGUGCCCCCGGGAGCCGUGAUGCUGGUCCUGCCCCAGGGGGCGCUCCCCCAGCCUGCACCGGGCUCCCCGGCUGGGGUCCUGGCCGCCGGCAAUACCAGGUUGUUGCCUCUCGCCCCCGCCCCUGUGUUCAUCACCUCCAGCCACAGCUGCGCCCCUCAGGUAGACUUUUUCCGAAGGAGGAACUACAUUUGCAACUUUCCAGGCUGCCGGAAAACCUACUUCAAAAGUUCCCACCUCAAGGCUCAUCUCCGCACUCACACAGGAGAGAAGCCGUUCCGCUGCAGCUGGGACGGCUGCGACCGCAAGUUCGCACGCUCCGACGAGCUGUCUCGGCACCGCCGGACGCACACCGGGGAGAAGAAGUUCGCGUGCCCCGUGUGCGAGCGGCGCUUCAUGCGCAGCGACCACCUGACCAAGCACGCCCGGCGCCACGUGGCCACCAAGAAGACCCCCGGCUAGCAGGCGCGGCGCGGCGGUGCGGCGGGGGAGCCUGAACGGUCGGCCGGGGUCCCCCGGGGGAAUCUCACAGACUCUUUCCAGGAAAGGACCCGUGUGGGUCCUCUCUCCCGGAAUCCUCGUCUGGGGGCCGGGGAGGAGCAGGGGCUGGUUCCGGCCGGAGCACGGCGGCGGCUGGCCUCCAGUUGGGGUCCCACCCCAUGGCUUUUGUAGUUUAGACGGAAGGCAAUUCGACGGUCUGGCUCACCAGCAUUCCGACAAGCGUUUCGGCAAUAAAUUUCACAGCACCUGGGUUUUUACUGCCUUUCCUAUUCGUGUUUUGUAGAAAUGAGACAGGGUAUAUAUAACUUUAUACUGUUUUCUAUGAAAAUAUUUAUAUUGUUGGUACUCCACCAAUUUCUAGACAAGAUGAUUUUACAGUCUUCUUUUCCAUGUUUAAUAUCAUUUUUGUAAUAGCCCUACUUUGUAGUGACCGUGGUACAUCAGCCAAAAAAAAAAAAAAUCUCAAGUUUGUAAUCAGACCUUUCAGAUUGCAGUUAAUUGUUUAGAAUCGGCACUGGUGGGGGGUGGGGGGACUUGGCAGUCGGCUUCUUUGUAACACUCCCAAGGGGUGUCCAGCGGCCACGCCUUUGCGGCCCUGGCCCAGGAUCUCAAGGUUUGGUAGAACUAGUUGCCUGUGUCCGAGGUUCGACUUGUGGAGGACGCGCCCAGAGGGCGACUUACAACCACUCACAACAGGCAGCCCCCCCCACCCCACCCCCAGAAGCAGGCGCCUCUCCAGGCGCGGAGUGUUUCCUGUUGUACCUCCAACACCAAAAAGGGGUGAGGUCAGCGGGCCAGCCCAGCUGCUCUGUCAGUUGUCACUGACUUCUCGUCCUGUGGCCUCCUCCGCAGUGUGUGGUGGGUGGAGCAGCGCCUCAGAGAAAGGGCAGCAGCCGCAUUGGCUGGGGGACUUCCCACCCAAGCACCGCGUUGCACUUUGCACACAGGUGUGGGGGGAGGGGCUCCCACGUGCUGUGGACACGUCCUCGGUCUAGCAUUCCUCCUGGUCGAGACCAAACGCGAGGGAAUCAGAGAUCAGUGUGCAGGAGAACAGUCCCCAGACGUAGGCAGCUCGAGUCUCCUGGCCGCCCUGUCCUGUCCGUCUCCCACUCGGGUUGUAAAGCUGCGUAAGCGUUUCUGUGUGCAUGCCGUCGCACUGGGGUGUUCUUCCUAAUUACACAAAACAACGGUGGUUGUCCUCAUGUGCAUAAUACAAGGCCUCUGAGUGUCGGGUCGCUGCUCGCCCUGAAUUUCAUUGUCUCAGUGGCGUUGGUGCAGAGCAGAUGUGUUCAAAAUGGUUUUCAUGUUCACUUUCAUCUCCUGAUUAGACUUAGACAUGCCUUCUGUAAACAGACUUUUUUUUUUUCUUUAUUUGCCUUCUGUGUGUGUCCACUGAAAGAUGGGGGGUCGGGAGACGGUUUUGUCUGGGGGGUUCUGUCCCGAGGACCGGAGCCCUGCGGCCCAUCCUGUGCCGAUGCCCUGGGGUGGGGGUGGGGGGGCUACCGGCGUUGUCGGGGUGGCGCCGGGCUCCCCCGUGCACUUUACUUCCCGAGCAGUUUUGCUCGAUCCUUGUUGACUCCGAGCCUGUCAGAUAGUUUCAGUAAUAAAAUGCCAACUGUUUCGGAAUCAUGUUUUCUGUAACAGACUUUGACUUCUUGUCCAGAUGGAUGUGUGUGAUGUAACUUUUUUCUUUGAAUCGCAUAAAACGUUCCUGAUCUGCAAA
Molecule: messenger RNA, 3378 nt
Organism: Phyllostomus hastatus (greater spear-nosed bat)
Lineage: Eukaryota; Metazoa; Chordata; Mammalia; Chiroptera; Phyllostomidae
Gene: KLF11
Product: Kruppel like factor 11
Exons: 4
Coding region: 159-1616 (485 amino acids)
Biological process (GO): regulation of transcription by RNA polymerase II
Molecular function (GO): DNA-binding transcription factor activity, RNA polymerase II-specific; RNA polymerase II cis-regulatory region sequence-specific DNA binding
Source: RefSeq, a predicted model, not a curated record